UUGGCCGUUGUUGGCUGUGAGUGGGGUGCUGUGGGGAGAGUGGGGCUCAGUGUGACCAGGCGGAGGCCAGCGUUGCAGGCAGGCGCACAGCGGAGAGAGUGCUGUGCCGCAAAGACGUAUCCAGGGUGGAUAAACCAUGCUCAGUGAGCGGGAGAAAGACUCUGCUCAGGACACAAGAUGAAGGUGGAGAGGAAGCCCUCCUCUAAAGGUGACAACUACAGGGACAUUCCUCCACUGCUGACACUCUUCGGCCUCUUCCUCCUCCUCCUCUUCAUGGGUGAGGCAUUUGGAGUGAACGUAACCAGCCAGACCCAGGUGGUGAGGGGCACGGUGGGCAGAGAGGCCCUCUUGUCAGUCAGUUACUCCAGCAGCAGUUCUGACAGGCCUGUCAUCAAGUGGCAGGUGAAGAAAGACAAAGUGAAGCCUGUCACAGUCGUCCAGUCGAUCGGCACAGAAAUCAUCGGAAACCUGAGGCCUGAGUAUCGCAACCGCAUCCUGGUGUUUGAGAAUGGCUCCCUGCUGCUUCACAACCUGCAGCUAUCAGAUGAAGGGGCGUACGAGGUUGAAAUUUCCAUCACAGACGACACGUUCACCGGAGAGCACUACAUUAAGCUGACAGUGGAUGUUCCUGUGUCAAAACCUUACAUCCAGAUGAUGGCCACCUCUGUCCUGGAGUACAGCGAGCGCUUCCACCUUCACUGCUCCCAUGAUAAUGGCACAAAGCCUAUCUACAGUUGGCUGAAAGGAGGGAGGGUACUGACCAAUGACUCACGUCUGCUGCUUUCACAUGACCAGAAGGUUCUGACUAUCUCACGCGUUCUGAUGUCCGAUGAUGACAUCUAUGCCUGCACAGUGGAGAACCCCAUCAGCAACAUGAAGAGCAUCCCUAUUCGGCUCACCGUCUACAGUUUAGGACGGAGCUCGUUAUACAUCAUUUUGUCCACCGGGGGCAUUUUCCUCCUAAUCACCCUGGUCACAGUGUGUGCUUGCUGGAAACCUUCCAAGAAGAAGCACCGACCUGUUCCCCAAAGAGCUCCUGUCUAUAUGGAGCAAAGUGAAAAUGGUCAUGAUGUUGAUGUGGUGCCCAAGCCAACCACGCUUGGCCGAAGGAGCCCCAUGCCUCUUUAUGUUCUCAACGAAGACGAGACUCUGGAGCAUCUGGAAGAAUCGUCUGGCAAUGCUGCCAUCCAAUCAGAAAUUAAUAUCCCUGCUACCUAUGUUCCAGUCCUUCCCCAUACCACCAACAGAACUGAGCGGCCGGUCUGGUCCACGCCCCGCAGGUUCCCCCGCAGCCCAUCUCCCCUGGCACAGCCUCUCCCUCAGCCUUUCCCUGCUCCACUCCUACGUCCUGUCUGCUCUCCGGCUCGCUCCCCGGCUCACUCCCCGGGAUCAUCCCCCCGCAGUUUCAGCCCAGUCAGGAGGGUCCGUCCUCCAGUGGGCAUCCCAGCCAGCCACCUGCCUGUGGAGGUAGAGUGCUCAGAUCCCAGUGAUCAGACUCUCACUUCCUCACAGCACUGACAGUCAUCUGGAUAAUAGUUUUCACCUGAGAUAUGUGACAUGCAUGUUUAGCUUGGAUUCCACGUUCUAGGUUAACAGAUGGGUUCAUUUGUUUUCCUCAUGUGCCAGUAUUUUUGAUGCACUUCUUUAUGGCUAUGCACAGCAGCUUUUAUGAGUCUCUCUUAAAUACUACCAGCACAUAGGAUAUCGUGUAAGAUUCUGGUAUACGCAGUACAACUUGUUUAAUUAUGGGGAGUUUUUUAUUUAAAAAGAAAUUACAAAACAUAGAAUCCCAGCCACAUGUAUUGGCACCCAUGCUAAAGAUGUGUAAAAAGCCGUAAAAUAAAUUUAUAUUUUAUUGCUGUAGCCAAAUCACACAUUGAACAAUUUUGUAACCCAAUGCUUGAUUUUGAGUGUAAUAUACAGUCAGGAAAAUAAGUCCCAUGUUACAAAAUAAUUGCUUCAGUCAAAUUCAGCUGAGGCACAUUUAUAAGGCACCCCUGCUGUUAGGACUUUACCCAACCUCAUUUAACCAAUAGGACACCACUUCUUUUCUUGUAUAGCAUUUGACAAAAAUCAGAGGCAUGCAUAAAGAGGGAUCUUCAACCAGUCCUCCUUGCACAUGCUCUCUACAAUGUCCAGAGUCCUAAGCUCUUUCUUAUUCUCCCAUCUCUCCAUCUCACCUGACAGAUUUUAAGUUGAACAGAUUUCUAUUUAAAAUGUUUUUCUAUAUUAAAGUCGUGAUGCCAUGCACUCUAACAACGUUCCCAGUGCUAUGGAAGAGGAACAGGCCCCACAGCAUCACAGAUCCUCCACCAUACUCAACAGUGGGUGUAGGAUGCUUUUCUACAAUUUCAUUCUUCAGGAUCCUUCAGGUAAAAAGGUAAGAAAUGCUUCAGUUAGAUAUGUUUUAAAAAGAUGAUCAGGUUAGCACUGGUGAUUUUGUUAAUUAGGUAUUUUACUGAAUAAAGAUACUCAUAUUAAAGGUUAGAUUUUCAAAAAACAUCUGAGAAAUUUUGCUUCUGCGAUAAAUGCUGGGGUGCAAAUAAAUGUGCCACCCCUUAUGUGGCAUUGACACAAAGUACACAUAAGUUAUUAGCUUUCUGUCUUUGAAUUAUUUGUUCCUUUUAUUGUUUAUUUUUCUUUCAAUAUAUAAAGCACACAUUGUAUUUGUCUCCACAUUAGGUCACUUUAUAACAUAAAGAUAAAAAGAAUCUUGCUACAUGUUGUAUAUUGUUAUGUAUGUUGUGACAAUAAAUUCUCCAACUCCUGCAAA
Messenger RNA from Girardinichthys multiradiatus, 2773 nucleotides. RefSeq names its product hepatic and glial cell adhesion molecule a (gene hepacama). Bases 178 to 1518 code for a protein of 446 amino acids. The record is from RefSeq and is a predicted model, not a curated record. The transcript is spliced from 7 exons. Lineage: Eukaryota; Metazoa; Chordata; Actinopteri; Cyprinodontiformes; Goodeidae.